Molecule: messenger RNA, 4051 nt
Organism: Scylla paramamosain (green mud crab)
Lineage: Eukaryota; Metazoa; Arthropoda; Malacostraca; Decapoda; Portunidae
Gene: RASSF8
Exons: 9
Coding region: 215-2887 (890 amino acids)
Biological process (GO): signal transduction
Source: RefSeq, a predicted model, not a curated record
UUUCAGUCACGGCGAGUAAACAGAGAUGUAGGCAACAUGCUACCGGACCUGAUCAGUUCUGCACUAGAGCAUGGGACGUGCGUGUUGCGUGUUGGGGGUGCUCCUGGUGUGCUUAGCGUGUGCCUAACUGAACCAGCAUGUAGUAGGUGCCUUAGAGCCUGGAGGUGCAGCUGUGGAGGUUGUUCCGAUGGUUAAAUGAUUCAACACUGUCUAGAUGCCUCGAAGGGAAGAUGGCUUCAUGGUGGCCAGGAUGGAGCUGAAAGUGUGGGUUGAGGGAAUCCAGCGAAUUGUGUGUGGCGUCACGGAAACCACAACUUGCCAGGAUGUUGUGUAUGCAUUGGCACACGCCACUGGCAAGACUGGCCGCUUCACCCUCAUUGAGCGCUGGCGGAACAAUGAGCGUCUCCUGGCACCCAAUGAGUACCCUCUAAAGAUACUUAUGAAAUGGGGAGAAUACUCCAAUGAUGUUCAGUUCAUCCUCCAGCGGUCUGCUCUUGAGCCAAAGACCUCCAAUGGCCCAUCUGGCCUCCGUCCCAGUGGUCACCCCAGAGUGGACCCCCCAAGUAGGGCCACUCUGCCCCAGAGUCCGCCGGCCACACAGGACCGGCCCAGACAGUCUCCACAUACUCACAAAGAUCUGAAGAAGUCCCUCACCUUCAGUGGAGGGCAUGCAGAUCUGCGUCGCCUGGAUGCAGGCACCCCAUCACCCUCCCAGGGGGGGCCCCCCCUGUCACCAAGCAUGAUGUCCCCCACCAGCUCCCGGCACACUGACUUCCCAUACUCCUCCCCACCUACCAGCCCCCACUGGGAGGGCCAGAUGCUGCCCACUGAGGGGUGCAAGGGGGACCAGCAGCCUUGCCCUGUUGCAUGGAGACCCCCUGCACCCCCACCCUAUGAGCUGGUGCGAGGCAACCCCCCUCCUCCCCCAUCAGCUUCAAGGAUAGGAGUGGACAAUGUCCGGGCCACUAGUCACUGGAGUGCCCCUUGGCCUGGCUCCCACUCCCCUCCAGCCACCUCCCAGCCAGCUCCAGUAAGCCCCCACUCCCCCAUGCGUUCCCCUCCUGCCACAGAGCCCCCAUACUCCCUGGGCAGGAGGGAGCAGCGCCCUGAUCUGCCAAGGACUGAACCUGUAUAUAGCGAUACCAGGCGGCCUCCCUUCCCUGGCUAUGCACACCCUGGGAGCGGCAGCCUCAACACCACUCCUCCUGGUUCCCUGUAUCAGCCCCGUGGCCCUUCUCCUAGUCAGAUGUCUCCCAUGUAUAAUGGUCCUCCUCCUCCAAAACCACCCCACAUAUCAGGGCCGCGGGAGCUGCCUCCAUACCGCCACCCGCCACCACCUUCCUCUGUGCCCACCAAGGUCUCCCCCUCCCACGGCUCACCCAGGAAGGUCGCAAACGUCCAGACAUCUCCCGCCAAGCAGCCACUGCCGCCGCCGCCAUCAGCCCAAGUGCCACUUCCAAGCAACAAAGUGCCUAAUCCCCACCAAAUUGGCUCGUCAUCACAUUCAUCACCCAUCCGCCACCCGUCACCUACCAGGCAUUCCUCACCCACCCGUCACCCAUCCCCAUCACGCUCAUGUCCUGUCGGCUCGUCCAUUGUCAACUCACCAAGCCCACACAGCAGCACCAAGAACCCUCGGUCUGGCAGCCCCGUCAAGGCCAUGCAGGUGAGGCACGGCCUGGAGGAGUUCCCAGGUGGGAGCUUAUUGGACAAGGGCAUUGCUAAGCCAGGCAGUGAGGAGCAGAGCACUGCACGUCACGGGGAGUACCACCCAAGGAAGGAGGACAGCGCAAAUAGCGACUCUGCAAAAGAGGUGAUUCAAUCUAACAUUGUGAACAACAGCAAGCCCAUGCCAGAUGUCCAGAGCAAAGCGAACCAGCACAACAGAGGCAGCAUUGACCGGCUGGCUGUGGAGAGUGUGAGUGUGUUUGGGAGACGAGGCACCAGCGAAGAACCCUUCACCAACAAGGACUCACCACACCCCAAUUGUAGUGAGCGCCUCAACACGUCCCUGGACUCUCCACACUCCAACCAUUGUAUUAAGUCGCCUCAUACUAGGAGGAGCCCUGCCAAGGAGUCUCCUAAGAGUGGGAGUGAUGGAGGGCGUGUGAGCCACAACAACAAGAUGGAACAGGUGGUGAUGGACAGCAAGUACCGUGAUCUCAUCAAGCUCAUCAACUUGCAGAGGGACAAACUCAACAACCAGCAGGUGGAAAUGACCAAGUACGAGGCUGAGAUAGCGUACCUGGAGGGGCGGUCCAGGGAGGAUGAGUCUCGGCUGGCCCACGUCACCUCAGAAAUUGAGAGGCAUGAGAAGUUAGCUCAGCAGAUUGAUGAAGAGGUAAAUCAUCUGCAGCAGCUGGAGCAGGAAGCUGAAGGAGCACAUCAGGCAGAAGACAAAGUUAAGGCAGAGAUCAGCGCCCUGCAGGCACAGUUGGCUCACUGUGAGAACCAACUGGCUACCCAUAGAGAGAAGGCAUCUGAACUGGAGAAGAGCAUGAAUGAAGAACAUAAGCGCAGUGAGGAGGAGGCACGGGCCCAACAGGAGGCCAUGGUGAGGGAGAUAGAGAAGCUCCAGGCAGCCAUUGCUCAGGCCAGUGCACAGGCUGAACAUGCACAGGUUCAGUCUCAACAGAUUCUACAGGAGAUGGCAGACUCUGAGAAGACUAUAGCAGACAAGAAGAAAGAGGUUGAGAAACUUGUGAUGGAGAUGAAGGAUGCCAAUCUGGAGUCCCUGUCCAUCACACCAUCGGAGGAAGUGCGCACCCUGCUGGAGGGUAAGACAGGAGCCUCCAAACCCGGCAGUAGUCGCCGCAUGAUAGGAUCUCCAAGACAACUGGAAAAUGCUGUGCCCACAUCCAAAAACCCACAUGGGGUUUGGGUUUAGGACUGUAGUAUUGAAAGCCACCACCCACCCAACAAGCGUAUACAUAUCCCACACCUUGUAGCAUGUACUGUACAUGUGGCCUGUGUUGAAACCUCUUGUUACCAAGACGAAUGCAGAGUGAAGUGCGAAGGAUGGCAGGUCAGGCCACAGUGCUGCUGAUUUGUGAUGAGCCAUUGGGCAGGUAGGUGCUGUGGUGCUGGAGUCACCUGGAGGACACUCUCAUUACCUGAUGUGGUUCAUAUCAUCUGUUUCCUGUCUCCAUGAAAAGGAAUCUUGGUGUUUUGAAAUGCACUGAUAGGAACAUGGUGUCUGUGUUAAUUACAAUCAACAUGACUACUGGAUGCAUUGAUAGUGUACAUAAAAUGCAUAUUUGUAUAGGACUGGAAGUAGAGUCUAGGUGCUUAAUAAGGAAAUGCAUGAUGAAGGGGAAAGUACACACCCUUCCCUGAAGUACUGUUUGUUAUGAUGAAGAUUGUACCAUGUAUAACUGUGAAGGGAAUGAUUUGUAGGUUGGUGUGUUUCAGAAACUUGAUUUGUUUAGUGUAUUUGAAAAUUUGCUUUCUAUGUAUUAUUUCAGUGGAAAUUUAAUAGUUUUAUGAAAAAGAUGAUAGCACAAAGCUAUGCUGAUGAUGUGUAAUGAUCAUUGUAGUUAUUUGAAUAUUUUUAUUUACUUUUUAUUCACCAGCCUCUUUUUUUUUUUUUUUUUUUUUUUUUUUUUUUUUUUUUUUUUUUUUUUUUCAGGAUUGUGUAUGAAUUAAGUCAAGUGUUGUAAAUAAGUAUGAGAUGCAGAUGUCACUGUAUAUAAAGGCACUGCAACACACAAUAGUGCUCCCUAAAGUGACUUUUAUUGGGCUCUAGUCAUCCACCACCACUGUGUUGUUGUGGUGCUGUGGGCACCUUGGCACCUCCCUGCACACACCUCUGGCAAACAUUUUAUGCAAGUGGAGAUACAUUGUAUUUUAAAAAAUUAUGUUCAAAUUUGUCCCAAGUAUAAGGGAACCCUUGAUAUUCUUGACAUUCAUGGUGUUGGCUAGCCUUGCUGUCUUCCACUGCAAGGAGGAAGAUUAUCAUAACAUUUGAUAGAGACUAUAAACCAUUGGUAUAGUAAUGGUCAGAAGUUGAGUGACCAGCCACUGAUUUCCUCUCUCUCUCUCUCUCUCUCUC